UUUAUAAUAAAUAUCUUAAUAUAAUUUCAAUAUUAAUAAAUAUUUUUAUUCAGUAAAUAUUUAACUCAUUUAACCUGUUUAACAUAAUAUAAACCAUUAUAUUUCAAAAUCAGUUAUGCCUACAAAUUUCUUCAAAAAAGAUAACACUAGUGAAAUAAUUCAAGCCAACUUAUUGAAGUAUACUUUCCUUGCCAAGCGACAAGAAUUACGCAAAAAUGUAGUGCCCAUGAAAUACCGUAACAACAAUAAGCUAGCCACUUUACAAAUAGAAAAUGAGCGGGAUAAACUUUUGACAAACUUAAACAUUGGAUCGACAGAGUCUAAAAAAAAACAAGAUAUAAGGAAUCGAAAAGAAAUUAAUAAACUAUGCACUAAAAAAAUACAAGCAUCUGAAAAACUUCAACAAUACAAUAAAUAUUUAGCCGCUUUGAAUGAAGAAAUUCGUCUAAGCCAAAAAGGGAAAAAUAAAAAUUCAAAAAUAUAUAAAUCUAAAACUUACAAAAAACUGAAAAUUCAUUGUGACCUGAACAAUUUAUUAUUUAAACAUACCCAUGUAUACAACAGCAAGGUUAAGGAACAAAACGAGUUAAGGCAUACAUUGGAUGGAUUACUUCGAGAAUUAGGGGGGAAAAAAGAGAAAUAUGAUUCAAUAAUGUGCCAACUGAAUAAGGCAGCUAAACUUUUAAAACGUAUAGGUGAUAAUGCAUUAAAAUCUAACAAAGAUAGAGAGCAAGCGCAUAGCAAUUUAGUAUCCUUUCAAGAAACCAGUAUGUUGGAAAAAAAACAACGAGAGAGGAGAAUGUAUAUGUCAGUUUAUAAACUUAAAAGUGACCUCGAACGUAGUGAAUUUCUUCAAAAAAAAAAUAGUGAACGUCUUAAUAGAAAUAUUAUUCACAGCAGUAAAGAUGAUUUAGAACAAAACAAAAUACAAAAUGAUAACGAAGAACUCAUAACAUUAAUGAAACACUUAGUUCAUAUCAGUGGAGAUACUGAUUUAAAAAUGAUAUUAGACAAUGUAUUAAAAAUAAAUUCUAAUAAAGAGAGUUUAUUUCGUCAUUUAAUGUUCCUUGAACAACAAUGUUUGGAAUUGGAGAAUUCUAUAAACCGCGAUCAAAAUAUUGCAAUUGAUUGGAAAAUAUUAAAUAAUAACAGAAUCAAUCAUAACGAAUGCACAUUAAAACAUUAUUUUCAAAUAGUCCAAACAAAUAGUCGAAUUCUAAAUUCAACACAAGAAUUGACAGAUAACAUGAAAGCCGUGUACGAUGAUUUAUGCGAUAAGAUCUACACGCAUAUAUGUCGACCUUUAAAAAUUAAAAUAAAUGAUCCAUUAAAUGAAGAAAAUAUCAUGGACUAUAUGACAGAAAUAGAAAAUAAAUCAUAUGAACUUCUCUAUAAAAUAAACUGCAUUGAAACAAGUUGUAUAACUGGCCAAACCGAGGAUCCGAUGACAUCUGACGGAGAAUCGAAACAAAAUUUAAUAAUUAAAGAUUACAAUGGCAUAGAAGUAAAAAUGCAUCAAAUUCUCAAAAUGCAAGACACUUAUUCAAUUCAGGAUAUGCAUGAUAAUGGACUCAAUAAUGCACAGACGUUAACCAUGUGCCAAGAGAAUCAAGCUGGAGUCGUACGGAUAAGAUCGAUGCUUAACGAGUAGAGGUGAUAAUACAAGGACAAAUAUAUUGUUAUGAGCAAAUAAUUCUUGCAAAUGAAUGCGCAGCUAAAAUACAUGAAAUAUAAUAUGGCAAAUAAUAAGUCAAAAUUGAAA
Messenger RNA from Acyrthosiphon pisum (pea aphid), 1762 nucleotides. RefSeq lists its product as uncharacterized. The coding region runs from base 116 to 1651 and encodes 511 amino acids. The transcript is spliced from 7 exons. The record is from RefSeq and is a predicted model, not a curated record. Lineage: Eukaryota; Metazoa; Arthropoda; Insecta; Hemiptera; Aphididae.